Molecule: messenger RNA, 3009 nt
Organism: Dicentrarchus labrax (European seabass)
Lineage: Eukaryota; Metazoa; Chordata; Actinopteri; Moronidae
Gene: clic5a
Product: chloride intracellular channel 5a
Exons: 6
Coding region: 84-1301 (405 amino acids)
Source: RefSeq, a predicted model, not a curated record
CGCUGGCAUCGCAGUCACUCUGCUCUCCACCUUGACACGCUCCACCAUCUCAGCACGACCUCUGUGUGACCUCUCCACCCGCAAUGGACCCCUGUGAGGAGAACGUUUACGAGAACCCAGAGUUCAACACCUACCAGAACACGUCGUCAGGGGUCUACGACACGACCUACGAGACGCCGUACGCAGAGCCCUCGGAGCUGAUACCAGAGUACGAGAACACUGGACGGGCCGCCGCACAAAUACCGGCUCCCCCUGCUCUCCCUCCACCUCGCCCUCCCACCUCAGAGGAGAGGCGAAGCAGUUCCUCCUCUUCCUCAUCCUCCUCGUCUUCCUCGCAUGCUGAAGAUGAGGAGAAAGCUGAGGUGGAGGACUGGAAUAAGGAGGAGGAGAGAGAGGAAGAGGUUGAGGAAGAGAUAGAGGAAGAGGUUGAGGAAAAGAUAGAGGGGCAGUUAAACAACACGGUGCAUUGGGACAUGGGGUCUCCUGAGCCGGAGCUGGACAGGGGGAUGUCAUCACGCAGAUCCUCAUCUUCCUCAUCAUCAUCUUCAUCAGCCCCUGAGCAGGAGAAAGCUGGGGAGAAUCCAGAGGAUGGUGUCACACUUUACGUGAAGGCUGGCAGUGAUGGGGAGAGCAUUGGAAACUGUCCCUUCUCUCAGCGCCUCUUUAUGAUCCUCUGGCUGAAAGGUGUAGUCUUCAAUGUCACCACUGUUGACCUCAAGAGGAAACCGGCCGACCUCCACAACCUGGCCCCGGGGACACACCCGCCGUUCCUCACCUUCCAGGGGGAGGUUCUCACUGACGUCAACAAAAUAGAGGAGUACCUGGAGGAGACGCUGGUUCCACCAAAGUAUCCCAGACUGGCAGCAAAGAACCGUGAAUCCAACAUAGCAGGGAAUGACAUAUUUGCCAGGUUCUCGGCUUACGUCAAAAACACGAGGCCUGAUAAAAAUCGAGCAUUAGAGAAGAGUCUAGACAAAGCCCUGGCUAAGCUGGAUGAGUAUCUGAUGAGUCCGCUCCCUGAUGAUGUUCAGUCCGGACGCCAUAGCGGCGAGGGAGAAUCCAAACGCAAAUACCUGGACGGAGAUGAACUGACGCUGGCCGACUGCAACCUUCUGCCCAAACUCCAUGUUGUCAAGGUGGUCGCGAAGAAAUACAGAAACUAUGACAUCCCGUCCGAAUUCAGAGGGGUGUGGCGUUACCUCGGCAACGCCUACAAUCGCGAUGAGUUCACAAACACGUGCACAGCCGAUGUGGAAAUCGAGCUCGCCUACAAGGACGUAGCUAAGAGGUUGGGAAAAUGAAUGCAUCACAACCACAGUCAGUAUUUUACUAUUUUUGGAAAAUCUACUAAAUCAUCCGUCUGACAACCAGUAAAUACUCUCUGUACAAAGGAUGAGUCACUUUUAACACUAUGCUGUAAUGUGUUUAAAUCUAGCUCAGUGGUGUGAUGUCUAAAAGAAAAGAUACUUAAUAAGAAUUCUUCGUCCUUUUUUUAAAGACGGUGAAGCAUCUGAAGUCUGAUGCCUCUGUAAUAAUACUGACUAUGAAAAAGUGGAAGAGGCUGGAAAUGGUUUGCUUAUGGUGAUUGUAAUGUUGAUAUUACUCCAAGAAAUUAUUCGAUUUUUAUUUAUUGACGUUUGCAAAUGACCGCUCAUCAAACCCCUCUCCUGAACAUCAAUUGUCAAAUCAUAUCUUAGCAAAUGUAACUAGGCUUUGCUUUGGAUCUCUCUGCAUGUUAAAGUGGUGCACAUGGGGCUGUAAGACUGAUAUUAAAACCAAUAACACAAGAGCAAAGAGUGUAAAGAAUGGGUCUAACAGUGUUUAUCUGACUGAGCUAAUGUUAGCGUAAUAUGAGUCAGUCAUAAGCGCCAUUUCACCCAGGCCAAAUUGGUGGAAACUGGCUAGAAGUGAAAUUAAUGUCUGAAAAGAAGAACGUUUUGAGAGGUUGAAUUCGCCACUCGUUAUAAAUUGCUAUACAACAGUCAUUUAAGGUGGUGGAGCUUAACAAACGGUCAACUGGAGAUGUCAAAAGAUAAAAGGAAAAAAAAAAUUGACAGCAGAUUCCCAGUCAGCAAAUGAUAGAGGUCGUUUUUCCCCGGCGCUCUACUGAAAGUAUUACCCACUUUUCCUACAGUUAAUCUGCUUAUUAAACUCUAAUAAUUUCAUGUCAUGAAUUUAUUUUACAUGUGUAACAGGAAUAAUGGGAUGCAUAAAGCAAGGAUUGAUUAUUUGACCUGUGCCCUUUCUUCUGUGGAUUAUGUCGUAUCAUUAUAUUGCAGGGUCGAAAUGAAUAGACAAGAGAGCGUUGUUGGGAAAUACUGUUAAGAAUGUGUUUCAGCCAAAGUAAUUUGUCUUUUAUUGGGGCAGUGUCAGCUUAGUAGACUUUAGAGAUAUAGUGUCCUCCUUUUCUUAAUGAGGCAAUGACUGACCAGUUCAAUUUUGGGUUUAUUCAUCUAGAACUGUGUAAUGAAGAUGGAUUUUCUUUGGAGAUUGCUAAUCUCUUUUGAAAUACUUUUAUAGUCUCACGCCACAGUUCAUGGCUUAUACUAUCAAUCCCUGUCUGACAUGGUCACAGUCUCACGGCGUGUUUCAGAUUGAAACUGUACAUUCAGUUUGAUAAAUCAGCCUAUAAUGAAAGGAAAAACACCCAAACAAACCAAGUUUACCCCAGCUGUUGUGUUAUUGUCAUGUUAUUUAGUACAAACCGAUGGUAGUAAAUGUAAUUUUAAUCACGAGUGCCUUAGUGAGAUUCAUGCUCUCCUCUGCCUUCAAGCUCUUUGUGUCUGUACAGUAAAUUAUAUAUAUUUGAAUAUAUUAUGAAUGUGAAUUAUUGAUGUCAUCAAAGAACUUCUCCUGCCCCAUGGAGCCGUGUGAUAAUAAUAUAAACUUAAUAUUUCUGUAAAUGAUUGUAGCUCAAGUGUAUUCAUAUUCUCUCUAAUGAUUAGAACCAUGAACCCACUGUGUAUAUGUCGCUUAUUUGAAUAAUAAAUCUAUUUUCUCAGAGACUCA